AUGGCGAAUCGAAGAAUGGGCGGUAUGGGCGGCGGCCUUCGGGGCAAUCGCUCCCAGCAGUCCUUUGGAGGCGGCGGGGUCAACCCCUGGCAGGGGGGCAUGUCUUCGGGCAUGUCCCAUAAUUCCAUGGGACAGGGCCUACUUUCCCAAUUAACUUCCAACCCUCAGCAACUUGCUCUCGCUCUCACGAGCUUGCUUCAACCUCAGCAACAACAUCCGCCGUCAUUACUUUCUUUGAAUACGUCUCCUGCUUUUUCUAAUCAGACCAGAGAUUUCAAUCGGUUUGGUCCUAACAACCGAGGCCGUGAUUUCAGGCGACAUGAGCCUUACAACAAGAACCAGAAUCGCAAUUCGGGCAACCAACACAACCGCAACAAUGACAGACGCCGUUCGGGCAACAACCAGAACAAGCGCGACGACAAGAAGAGCGACGCCAAGAAAGAGGAAAAGAAAGAGGUGAAGAAGGAGAAGGUGGACGUAUCGAUAGACGACGCGAACGAGGAGAGCGGCGACACGAAGAGGGACUGGAAGGACGAGAAGAACAACGCCGAGGAGAAGAAGGAGGAGGGUGGGGAGAAGGAGAAGAAGGGCGGCAAGGACAAGUCGGGGCCCUAUUUCGACAUUCCGGCCAAGUUUCUGCGGUGCUUCGUGUGCAACAAGGUCAUGUGGGACGGGGAGUCCAUGCAGAAGCACGUUAGAGGGCGCGCGCACAAGGAGAUGUUGGGCACAUUGGAGGAAAGCGUCCACAUCACCGUAAACAUCCUGCGCGAGAACAUGCGCCUGAUGGAGGAGCGCAAAGUGAUCGAGAUGCAGCGUGUGCAGCGCGGUUCCAAGCGGUUCAAGCCGUCCAACGAGAUCGAGAGCAGCUGCAACAUGUGCGAUUUGAAGUUUUACGGCAAAAUCCUCAGCCAUCGCAGGAAUGAAGGGCACCAACGUCUGAAGCGUUACUUACAUCCGGUGUGCAGGAUGUGCGACAAAGAGUUUCCCUCCAGGAUGGAGUGGAUCGAGCACUGUCUGACGCCCGAACAUUUGAGGAAAUUGAACGAGGUGCUCAAUGCGAAAACAGGAAGUGCAGAUGGCGACAUAAUUCUCACCGAGGACGACAACGAGCUCAACCUCGAGCCGCUGCUCGAGGAAUCGCUGCAAGUUGAAAUCGAGAAUCCCGUGUUGGAACUCACCGACGACCUCAACGGCCUGCAGAACCUGAUGCCCGCCUACAAACCGGACAGGGCCAUAUCGACGCAGAGCCUCAAACCUUUUACCGGGUUCAGGUGCGAGUUGUGCAACAGGAGUUUCGAGAGGGAGGAAUUGGGGCAGAGACAUCUUAAAACGAAAUUGCACUAUCACCAGUUCAUCGGGGCUUGUAAAAAGGCGUUGAAGGACCGACAGAGGAAAGAGAGGGAAGAGAAAGAGGCGAAAAAGUCGGGCGACGCGAAAAAACAGAAUGAAAGCCAGGAUUCACAGGCUGAAGGGGAAGCUGACGGCGACCAAGAGAUGUACGAUCCGGAAGAGGCGACCGCCGAAGAGGAAUCCUCCGUGAUGGAGGUGUCCCAAGAAGAUGAGGAAGGCGGCGACCCGUCGGUCAUCAACAACGCCGAUCUCAUCGAGAUGGUGGAUGAGGAGGAGGAAGAGGAGGAAGGCGCAGGGGCGGCGGAGGGAGAGAAGGCCGUCGAGGAGGAGGAGGAAGCGGUUGUGGAAGAGGAGGAGGAAGAGGCGGUGGUGGAGGCACCGCCGCCGCCGCAGAUCAAGCCGGAGCCGGUGAAGAAGGAGGCGGUCAAGAAGGAGGUGGGCAAGCCGACGCAGACGUCGACGCCUCAGCGGCAGACGGCGACGCGGGCGGCGGCCGCCGGAGCGGUGCGAAACGGCGCCGGGCCCAAGAGCAAGAAGGUGGCGGCGCGCAAGCAGUAA
Phaedon cochleariae (mustard beetle) is the source of this 1908-nucleotide messenger RNA. NCBI's taxonomy places the organism in Eukaryota, Metazoa, Arthropoda, Insecta, Coleoptera, Chrysomelidae. The record is from the annotation of a GenBank genome assembly.